AGUUGGUGGUGGCGGCGGAUAACCACAUUACCCAUAAGUCUGCGGUGCGCGUCGGCGGCGGCUGAGCCAAUGAAGACACGAGAGGGUGACGUUGGCAUGCGUGCGCACUGGGUGGGGGGCGAGACUUCCGGCGUCCACUCUCCGUGUCGUUUUAGUUGCUCUCGGUUUCACGGGUUCAGGGCUUCUCAGGCGGUUGGUUGGCGCAGAGGUGACGGAGUGGGAGAGCGCGGAGAGAGUCGCUGUCCUCAUCGCUGAGGCGGCUGCGAGGCGCCCUCGCCCCCGUCCGGUCGCCCGCCGCGUCCCGCCCCGCUCUUCACACUGGUCGGAGGCCGAGGCCGCGCCGGUGAAGCCGGCGCAGGGCCAGUGGGAUGAGCCGCUGUCCGGUCCAGGGCCUCCAACAAGCCCCCUUCUGAGGAUUAAGUAGCAACAGUUCUUGUCGCUGUGUGGACCCGCAGCUUGUCUGCGUACCCAGCCUUUUCCUACAACUGGCCAACGGUCCCAUGGCGGUGGCAGAAAUGCUUAUGGACCCCGUGCAGAGCCGCGUGGUCUUUGAGGACGUGGCCAUACACUUCUCCCAGGAAGAGUGGGGCCUCCUUGAUGGAGCUCAGAGACUCCUGUACCGUGCUGUGAUGAUGGAGAACUUGGCGCUUCUGUCCUCCCUAGGUUGUUGGCAUGGAGCACAGGACGAGGAGGCAUCACAGGUCAGGACUCCAAAGCCAGACUCUUCCGUCCAGGAGGCCCAGUGUGAGAAAGACAUGUUGCCCUCGGCUGAGCAGGAUGGAAUGUACUCUGAUCAGGAACUAUAUAUUUGUGGGGCAAACCAAAAGGAAUGGAUUGAAGACCAGUUUUCUAGAAGGGAGGAGGGGAGGCCUUCCUCUGCAACGAACGACAGUGUUCACGUGGCAGAGAGUAGCUGCACGUGCUGCAAAGACGGAAAGGACUUUCCGGCCGGCACAGGCCUGCCCCAGCACCUGACCCCUUGCAGUGCAUUGAAACCACACAGGGACCCCGAGUGCGGGGAGGCCUUUGAAAGCGGACAGAGUGAUUACAAGUGCAUUCAGUGCGGGAAGGCCUUCAGGCAAAAACAGGUACUUGGUGAGCACCAGAAAAUCCACACUGGAGUAAGACCUUACGAGUGCAGCAAAUGUGGGAUGGCCUUCAUUAGAAAGUUCCACCUUGUUCAGCACCAGAAAAUCCACACUGGAGAAAGGCCUUUUAAGUGCAGUGAAUGUGGGAAAUUCUUUCGGUACAACUCCACACUCGUUAGUCACCAGAGAGUUCACACUGGAUUAAGCCCUUAUGAAUGUAGCAAAUGUGGGGAAUUCUUUAAGUACAAUGCCAACUUCAUGAAACAUCAGAAACUUCACAAUGGAGAAAGGCCUUAUGAAUGUAGAGAAUGUGGAAAAUUCUUUAGGUACAACUAUAGACUCAUACGACAUGAGAGGGUUCAUACUGGAGAAAGGCCUUAUGAAUGCAGCGAAUGUGGGAAAUUUUUCAGGUACAGCUCCACGUUCAUUAGGCAUCAGAGAGUUCACACUGCAGAAAAGCCUUAUGAGUGCAAUGAAUGUGGCAAGUUCUUUAGGUACAAUUCCACACUCAUUAAACAUCAGAGGGUUCAUACUGGAGAAAGGCCUUAUGAGUGCAGGGAAUGUGGGAAAUUCUUUAGGUACACCUCUACGCUCAUUAGACAUCAAAGAGUUCACACUGGAGAAAGGCCUUAUGAGUGCAGCUUGUGUGGGGAAUUCUUUAGGUACAAGUCCAAACUCAUGAAACAUUGGCAAAAUCACACUGGGGAAAGGCCUUAUGAGUGCAGCGAAUGUGGGAAAUCCUUUAGGUACCACUGCAGACUCAUUAGACAUAAGAGAGUUCACACUGGAGAAAGGCCUUAUGAGUGCAGCGUGUGUGGGAAGUUCUUUCGGUACAACUCCAACCUUAUUAAACACUGGAGAAAUCACACUGGAGAGAGGCCUUAUGAGUGCAGCGAAUGCGGGAAAGCCUUUAGCCACAAGCAUAUACUUGUUGAGCAUCAGAAAAUCCACACUGGAGAAAGGCCGUAUGAGUGUGGCAAAUGUCAGAAGGCCUUCAUUAGAAAGUCCCACCUCGUUCAUCACCAGAAAAUCCACAAUGAAGACAGAUCUAUGAGCACCAUAAAUGUGGAGAAGGCUUUAGAUACAACUCCAACCCAUUAGUGGAGAAUUACACUCGUAAAGCAACUUGUAAAUGCAGAGAAUAUGGUGAAUCUUUUAGGUACCACUUUAAGCUCAUUACCCUGGAGAAGCACCUUAGAAGUACAGUAAAACCUUGGUUUGAGAGUAUAAUUCCUUCCAGAAACAUGCUUGCAAUCCGGAGCACCCAUAUAUCAAAGCGAAUUUCAAGAACCACUGGCCCAGUUGUGAUCAUGGGAUGUUCGGCGUCACUUACUACUUGUAUUGCAAGACGUAGCUCGUUUAUCAAGUUAAAAUUCAUGAGAAGUAUUUGCUAGUCUUGAGCAAUAGUUGCAGAACAAGUUACUCACAAUCCAAGGUUUUACUGGGUAGUGAACGUGGGAAAUUGUUUUGGUGCAGUUCACCAUUCAUUAGACAUCAAGAAGUCGCUGGAGGAGGACCUUGGAGUGUAGUCAGUGUGGUCUUUAGGUGCAACUCCAGCCCCAUUCCACUUCAGAGAAUUCACAAUGGAAGAACAUCUUAUCUGUGCAACAAAUACGGGCGUUUGUUCAUCUAAAAGUCCAACCUCUUUUGGCCCCCAAAAGUUCACACCAGAGAACAUUGCAAAGGGGGAAAGACUUCAGCCAAAUACCGGCUCUCAUUUAUCCCUGGGAACCACUGUAAUAUAGUUCUUUAUUUUACAUGUGUGUUGUGCACACCUAGCACAGCUUACCCUCUCUCUGUGCACUUAGUAGUGUUAAAAAUUUCACACAUUUGUGCAACCUAUUUCCAGAAUUCCUUUCAUCUGGCAAAAUUGAAACUAGACCCACGAGACAAGCUUCUACCCGCCACCCCCCACACCUGGCAGCUAUGUUUUUAUACUGUGUCUCUAUGGAUUUGACUGCUCUGGAGACCUCAUGUAAGUGGAAUCAUACGGUAUGUGUCUUUUCGUGACUGGCUUAUUUUGCUUAGCAUAGUUUCCUCAUUUGUCAGCAUUUCCUUCUGUUUUGAGAAAGAAUCAGAGUUAAUAAGAUAUUGGGGAGUGUGUCAAUGCAGUCAGUACAGCUUUGCCAGAUGUGAUAUUUCGGGAGGAAGAGGAGAUCCAGAUUUUAUAUGGUAUCUUUAUUUCUUAACAGCUUUAUGGAGGUAUUGACAUAUGUUAAACUGCAUUUAUUGAAGGUGUAGGAUAUAUUUUCAUAUAUGUAUGCACAAUGGGAGCAUUGCCAGAGCCAUAAUGAAUAAUCCAUAACCCCUAUAUAUAGUUUCCAUCGGCCCCUUGUACUCUCUCUCUCCCAGUCCUACGCAACUUGCUAUCCCCAGGUGGGCACUGUCAUUUGCAUUUUCUAGAAUUUUAUAUAAAUAGAAUCCUACGCUUACUCUUGUAUAGCUGUGUUUACUAAGUGCAUAUAUGUAUUUUUAGUAUUGUCCAUGUUGUGUGUGCAGAAGCAUGGCACUGGAUAACCGGCAAGGCUCUGUGUUAUGUAUUAGAGCUGCACUGUUCAUAAACAACAAAGGUGCUAAUAAUCACUGAGUAUAAGAGUUGUUUAGAAUGGAAAAUGAAGUUUAGAUAAAAUAAAUUUAAAUUCAGUUUUAUAUGAAUUCAUUAUCAAUAAAAAAUCUUGAACCAUCUGAAACAC
Messenger RNA from Acinonyx jubatus (cheetah), 3781 nucleotides. RefSeq names its product zinc finger protein 548-like. The record is from RefSeq and is a predicted model, not a curated record. The transcript is spliced from 5 exons. Gene Ontology annotation, biological process: negative regulation of transcription by RNA polymerase II. Bases 501 to 2189 code for a protein of 562 amino acids. Gene Ontology annotation, molecular function: DNA-binding transcription repressor activity, RNA polymerase II-specific. NCBI's taxonomy places the organism in Eukaryota, Metazoa, Chordata, Mammalia, Carnivora, Felidae.